GGGAGCUUGCGCGUUGCGUGGGUCGUGCGUGCACUGCCUGUGUUGCUUCUCCUCCUGCGCUAUGCGUCAUGGCGUCGCGGGCUUCUGAGCCAAAUGCUGGGGUCCCCAAGGUGCCAGACCGCGGGAGGUGCCAUGGCUGUUCGGCGCCCCAGUCUCCGGUGAGCUCAGAGAACCCCACGCAAGUCCCAGGCCCGGGCAAGGACCCCGCGGCCGCCAAUGGCCUGGGCCUGCCGAGGAAUGUGCUUAGCGAGCGGGAGCGCAGGAGGCGGAUCUCAGCGAGCUGCGAGCGCCUGCGGGCCCUGCUGCCCAGGUUUGAUGGCCGGAGGGAGGACAUGGCAUCCGUCCUGGAGAUGGCUGUGCAGUUCCUGCGCCUUGCGAGCAGCCUGGUGCCCAGCUGGGAGCAGCACCACAUUCCUGCUCCAGCUAGGACCACGUGGCACACGUGGCAGGGGGACGUCCUGCAGUGGACACUGGCGAGCCAGGUUUCAGCAGCCAGCUCAGACCCUGCAACAGCAGCAGCCAGCCUGACUCUGCAGCAAGAGCCACUGGGAUGUGUGCCCCGGGGUGCAGGCGACAGCAAGUCUCCGGCUGGCUUGUCAGAGCUCCUGGAUGGGUUGCCCACCCUGCCUGGGCCCUCCAGCCUGGGGUCCCGGCCCCCACUCUGGCCUUCCUGCACUUGGCAGUCAACCUCCCCCAAGAUGAGCGAAGAAGCCAGCAUCAGGCAGGCCCAGGCUGGGCCCCCAGCCAGGAUCACCACAUCUCCAGGCAGGCUGGCUGGGGAGGUAGCCCUGCUGCCUCCAGUGGAUACCAGGUCUGCAUUAGGGCUUGACCUGGAGGGUGGGGACUCCUUCCCCCUGAGCGCCAGUCCCGAGUGGUGGCUGGGGUCCGUGGAGGCCAGAGGAGUGACCCCAGCCAGGGCCUCGGCUAAGAGCAGCCCAGUGGGUAGGGUCGAACCGGGCUUCCUGAGCGACUCCCUGCCCAGCUCCCAGGAGCUCCAGGAGGGCCCUCUGGAGCUGUGGGGCUCGGAUGUGGACACCUGGGGCCUGGACCUGAAGGAGGAUGGAGUGGACGGCAUCUUCGCUGACUUCCUCGCCUGCUAGAGGCGGGGUGAGCAGCGGCAGUGCUAUCAUGCAUGUGGUCAGUUUAUUUUGAUUCUGGGUCGCAGCUGUGCUCUAAUUCGAGCAGGGCUGGCAGGGCCACGCGCAAGGGAGGCUGGCUAUUAAAGAGGGAGUGCGUUUCUCCUUCAGGAA
Messenger RNA from Cavia porcellus (domestic guinea pig), 1250 nucleotides. It is a transcript of the gene Sohlh1, whose product is annotated as spermatogenesis and oogenesis specific basic helix-loop-helix 1. The transcript is spliced from 8 exons. NCBI's taxonomy places the organism in Eukaryota, Metazoa, Chordata, Mammalia, Rodentia, Caviidae. The record is from RefSeq and is a predicted model, not a curated record. Gene Ontology annotation, biological process: regulation of DNA-templated transcription; spermatogenesis. Gene Ontology annotation, molecular function: RNA polymerase II cis-regulatory region sequence-specific DNA binding; protein dimerization activity; DNA-binding transcription factor activity, RNA polymerase II-specific. Bases 69 to 1100 code for a protein of 343 amino acids. Gene Ontology annotation, cellular component: nucleus.